GCUUGUGAAAAUGGAUUUUAGCGACGUCGCUCGCACGCAAAUGUGCGCAAAUGUGAAAUGUGCAUCAUGGAACUGGAAGAUGUAGCUGUUGUACACACUUGUGGAAUAUGCAAACUAAUUAUUGGUGAAAAAAGUAUUCCGACUUAUAGUUGUAUAGAGGAAUACACCCGGCUGUUUAUCGAUGACAACUUUUAUUUCUAUCCAGUAACAGAGAGAAGACUGGGAGAAGAUGGUGCUCAUUUACCAGUUUAUCAAGGGCACAGGGAAAAUACUGUAAAUAGGACGGCGAAACAAGAAGACACACCAAAUAACCUAACGGUUUUACGGCGUUCUCGUAGAGAAAAAAACAAGCAAUCGUUUAUUCGAUGUUUUAAUUUCGGGAUUUUAAUUUAUUGAGUAUUAGAAAAGUCUGUGUGUAUUUAUUUAAUGUAUUUACAUCUUCCAGUUCUGUUCGCGAAUCUCGCAAGGAGAGUUCGCUGGUGACCGCUGCGGAUGGAAGCAGGGUGAGAGGGCUUUACGGUGAGAGGCUCAGGGAACGAAUGCACGCGUGCGAGGGUAGAAAUCACGUGAUCGUAACUCAGAUAGUUGGAGUAAAAUACCGUGUCAGCGGUUAAUAA
Messenger RNA from Vollenhovia emeryi, 617 nucleotides. RefSeq lists its product as uncharacterized. NCBI's taxonomy places the organism in Eukaryota, Metazoa, Arthropoda, Insecta, Hymenoptera, Formicidae. Bases 58 to 396 code for a protein of 112 amino acids. The record is from RefSeq and is a predicted model, not a curated record. The transcript is spliced from 3 exons.